Solenopsis invicta (red fire ant) is the source of this 2437-nucleotide messenger RNA. RefSeq names its product zinc finger and SCAN domain-containing protein 20. The record is from RefSeq and is a predicted model, not a curated record. Lineage: Eukaryota; Metazoa; Arthropoda; Insecta; Hymenoptera; Formicidae. Bases 981 to 1508 code for a protein of 175 amino acids. The transcript has 3 exons.
GGAGGACUCAAUUGGAUACUGAAGGUUGUGGUGGGGGUUCGAUGUCUCUUCUCUCUUUAUAUAGGACUCUAGGCUGGAUCAUCAUGCAGACACUGGCGGUUUGACACCAAGCGCUGAUUGGUGAAAAACAGGUAGUGGGGGUAAAUAGCAGGUAAAUGGCGCUAAAGGAACGGCAUUGUCAUGAGGAUUGAAUUUUUCAUAGUUUUUCGGCGCUUAAGCGCUGAAGUAUAUUUAUUUAACAUGUUCAUCUGUUACCGAAACAUGUUUUUUGUAAUCGUUGAUUGCAUCACAAUCGGUAAAGUAUUCGAGUUUCUACAUUUAGUUUUGCGUUUCUACAUAAAAUACAAUAAUAUCUUUUCUUGUAAAUUGCGUCUAGCACGUGUCAAUAACCUUGAGCUAGUUUUGAAGAUUUAUAAUAAAAAUUAUAUACACACCAAAGAGAGAGAUCGCCUACAGAAGGUAAGUUAAUUGAUCAAUUAAUUUUAAAAACGCAACUAUUAAAAUGGAAUUGUAUGUAAUUAAAAGCUUAUCUUGUUUACGGUUUGACAAUAAUCUAAUUUAAAACGCUCAAUUUAUUUUUUAGGCAGUCAAACAGUUCCCAUGCGGCACAAAUAAAAGUUUGCAAAAAUAUUGUUGCAUGUGGCUGCAAUUAUUAUUCGUAUAGACUGUUGUGCUCGCACUAGUCAAGAAAUUUGAGCUAUUGACCUAGUUUACAUCGUGCACUUGGUACGCGUAUUAAGCACUAUAUUCGUAUCAAAUUCGUACUAAAUUUUAGUACUCACGAUGUAAACGCUGCCGGAUCAAAUUGGUACGAACGUAUCAAGCAGAAGUAUCGUACCAAACUGAUACGCGUACCAAAUGAUACAAAUGACGAUGUAAACACUUGAAACGUAUUUUGCAGGGGAUUGAUUCUAACCUUAAUUGACCGGUCUUAGUAGCUUAGUAGUCUGAUAAAUAAACGAUAACAUAUCUUUGAAAAAAUGUCUUGCAAAAAAGGACUAAACUGGGGAGAAGAAGAAACAAGAAUUUUUUUAGAAUUGUGUACAGAAAAACAAAUUAUUUUAUUAAUGGACGGGAAAAAGCACAAACAUGUAGAUAUUUUUCAAUCUUUAGUGGAAGAUAUGGAAAAGAAGGGUUUUUGUAAAACAGCCCAACAAAUGAAAUUAAAAUUGAAAAAUUUAAAACUUGCUUAUUAUAAAUGUAGAAGAGACAAUAAUGUUAGUGGUGCAGCCAAAACAACCUGUCCAUUCUAUGAACAAUUAGAUAUUUUAUAUAGUACAUGGCUAAAUGUGCAAGUUCUUAAUGAUUCCUCGGGAAUCGACAUUGCAGAUGUGCAAAAUGAAUCAUUGUAUGAAAAUACAGAGGAUUGUGCAACUGUGAAUGAUAGUGAGGUCCCAGAAGAAAGCGAGUCUAGUUCAACCAUCAGCAAUGAACCUCCUAGAAAGAAACAUAGAUUUAACAAGCUUCCAGGCAGAAAAAGCUAUGAAACGAUUCUAAACAGCGGGUGAUACUCUUUUGGACACAGCACGAUUGGACACCAACCAAUCAUCUUGACUUAUCUAACCAAACCAACGGAAAAACUCUAGGCAUCGGCCGCUGUGAGUGGUGGUGUCCAAUCAUGCGCACCCCCUAAACAGCUAUACAGAGAAUAUGAUGCAAUCACAACAACAACUUUUAACGGAUAUUAUUAUAAAACAGAAUAACAUGCAGAAAAAGAUGAUAAAAGAUGAAAUGGAAAAUCAAAGAUUAUGGAAGAAAGAAAUAAUAGAAAAAAAGCAUGCAUUUCAAAAAGAACAGAUGCACUUCUUUAUACAAGCAAUGCAAGCAAUAAGUUCUCCAAAUUAUGGGACGUCGCAAAAUUUUUUGCCUCAAAAUUAUGGAAUGUUAACAAACUAUAGGCUACCACAAAACGUCAAAAUUAUUCCGGUAUAUUUAUAGUAAAAUUAUUCUUGUGUCAAGCGUGAUUUACAUAAGCCGCAAACUUAACGAAUUUAAUUGUAAAGAUUGAGAAGCGGAUUGAUUAAUUCUGUUAAAUCUGACAAAAUUGAUCAUUUUUCUUCUGAAUAUACUUAAUAGUUCAAAUCAUUAAAUUUUUGGAUACGACUUAUAUAAACUACACUUUACAAUGGGAGGGUCCCAGAUGCGCACAGACCCGAUCGGACACUACCAAUCACGUAAUCUAAUCUAACCCAACCAACGGAAAUACUCUAGGCAUCGGCCGCUAUAAUUGGUGGUGUCCAAUUAGGUCUGUGCGUAUCUGGGACCCUCCCUUUACAAUUAUAGCAAUAUACAUACGAGGUGUGAUCAAAAAGGAGAAGGUACAAUCAAAGCGGCUGGUGCUUAAUGAUAUUUUUCUGUUCAAGCGCUGAGUGGUUGUGAGUGGUUUGUGUGCAAUAGUACUGUGCGCUAUCAGUACCUUCCCAUUAAAAAGUAAGGU